This is a messenger RNA of Epinephelus fuscoguttatus (brown-marbled grouper), 1644 nucleotides long. RefSeq names its product SAP domain containing ribonucleoprotein. NCBI's taxonomy places the organism in Eukaryota, Metazoa, Chordata, Actinopteri, Perciformes, Serranidae. The record is from RefSeq and is a predicted model, not a curated record. Gene Ontology annotation, cellular component: nucleus. Bases 66 to 701 code for a protein of 211 amino acids. Gene Ontology annotation, biological process: poly(A)+ mRNA export from nucleus. The transcript has 11 exons.
CGGAGGAGUUCAGAAGUAGAGCAGCUCCAGUGUGAUUGGAGGAAGUGAUACAUCAACAGAGAAAGAUGGCCGAAGUGAUAGAGCUGCAGAAACUGAAGCUUGCUGAACUGAGGCAGGAGUGCGAGGCCCGAGGUCUGGAAACCAAGGGAAACAAAGGAGAACUCAUUGCCCGACUGCAAGCCUACCUGGAGGAGCACGAGGAAGAUGUGGAUGUCGAUGAUGUGCUGGCGGAGGACACAGAGGACUUCUCAAAAGUUGAGACUGCCAACAAUGUAAAAGACGCAAAGGAUUCAGAGCCUGUUGAGUGCGAGCCACCUGCAGAGAAGAAGGUGGUGAAAAUAACUCCUCCAGCAUCUUCCAGUGAAAGACUACAGAAGAGAGCCGAACGUUUCAACUUGCCUGCGUCAGCUGAAAGCAAAAAGGCUAUACGUGCAGCAAGGUUUGGUGAAUCCACUGGGAACACCAGUCCCACUCCAGGUGUCGUUGCAAACAGUAAAGCUCCUGUGAACGUCGAACAGCUGAAGAAGAGAGCAGAAAGAUUCGGCAUGAACGUUUCGUCCCUUUCACAAAAGAUUGAAGAAGAUGAAAAGCUGAAAAAGAGGAAGGAGAGGUUUGGGAUCUCAACAGGUGCAGCUUCAGUUGGUUCAGCCGACGUUGAGGCAAAGAAAAUGAAGCGUGCAGAAAGAUUUGGAAAAAUGUGAUUAACGUUUUAGAGCCUGUGUUUUUUUGUAAAGCAUUUUCAUUACUGCACAACAGAGAUCCCUGAAGACGACUUAUGUCACUAAUAGGAUUCCUGUGAAUCAAAAGUGUGAUUAAAUACAAAGAUAAAUGGGUGAGUUGGAUCAUUUAAAUGGUUUAGGAAAUGAACAACAAGGAUAAAGCUCAGUUAUUCUCUGAGCCUCAGGUCAGAGAAUUAGGAAAAACAUUUGAUUUAAACCUUGUCAUUAUUUACUGGAGCACCUUUUUCUCAGCGAAGCUCAUUAGUUCUUUUAUUUGCCUUAUUUUUAUAUCAGAAUUAGAGGGAUGUUUAUAAAAUACACAGACAGUAUUAGCUCCUGAGUAACAUCCCAAAUUCACUGUUAAUGCUUCAAUGCUUUCUUAAAGCUGCAGUGAAGUCCAUUUAUAGUCUUUAUUUAGCAGCGAGUGAAACAGCUCCUGCAGUAAAAGCCCUCAGGUUGUUUAGGGGGAAUCAUUUGUUCUCAGUCAGAUGAUUAAACGGCUAGAAAUGUCUUUUUCAUUAUCAAACAUGCAACAAGGAAAACUGGAACUUUUGGCCGUGGAAACAGAAAAUGUGUAAUAAAUUUUUGAGAUUGUUCAAAGACCCGGAAAUUAAAAAAAAAAAAAAAGAAAAGAAGUAAAGUCAAAUAGCAAAAACAUUAAGUUAAUGAUAAGUGAAAGAUUAUUUCUGUUUAUUAGAAGUGCUGCAAUUAACCAAACCAUUUUCUGACAGUCCAUUUAAAUGAUUGAACUCACUUGUUUGGUUGUUUUUUAAUUACUCUGUGUGUAUUUAAUUAUACUUUUGAUUUGUCAAAUAGCCUAUUAUUUUCGUGUUUUCUCUUUGGGAUUCCAUGGGUACACUGCUUCAGUUAUCUGUCCAUUUUAUAACAUUUUGUGAUUUAAAAUAAAUUGUUUCCAACUUUUUGA